Molecule: messenger RNA, 814 nt
Organism: Ipomoea triloba (trilobed morning glory)
Lineage: Eukaryota; Viridiplantae; Streptophyta; Magnoliopsida; Solanales; Convolvulaceae
Product: putative calcium-binding protein CML19
Exons: 1
Coding region: 183-596 (137 amino acids)
Molecular function (GO): enzyme regulator activity; calcium ion binding
Source: RefSeq, a predicted model, not a curated record
UUAAAAUUAUAUUCCGUUUCGUAUAUCUUAUCUUUCUCGUAACGUCUCCCUUAAAUAUUCGGUUUCCCGAUUGUAUUCCUUUUCUUCUCCCAAUUGCAUUCCUAUAAAUCCCCUCAACAACAAUUCCUACUUUCUUCAUAAUCUCUAUCACGUAAUUUCGACGAUCGACCGGCGGGAUAUAUAUGAUGGAUGAGAAGUACCGGCAGUACCAGCGUGUGUUCGACUACUUUGACGAGAACGGCGACGGGAAGGUGUCGGCGGCGGAGCUCCAGCAGCGAAUGGGCGGCGCUGUGUGUUUAGAGGAAGAGGAAACGGAGGGGUGGGGCGAAGAAGGGGUGAGCUUCGAGGAAUUUGUGAGGAUUGUGGAGGAAGGGAGCGAGGAAGAGAAGGAUAGGGAGUUGAAGGAGGCGUUUAGGAUGUACGAGAUGGAGGGGCGCGGUGGCAUAACGGCCGAGAGUUUGCAGAGAAUGCUGGGGAAAUUGGGGGAGGAGAGGUCCAUUCGUGAAUGCAAGAACAUGAUUGCUUGUUACGAUCUCAAUGGGGACGGGCUCCUCUGUUUCUAUGAGUUUAAGGUUAUGAUGACCUCUUCAUUCUAGCUACUUCCUUUGUAUAGUCUUGGUCAUGUUAGAUUCUAUACUCUUUAUUUAUUACUUCGUAUUUAUUUAUUUAUUCAGUAGUUAUUUUUUUUUUAUAAAAAAAACAAUAUAUUUUUUGUGCAAUUCUUUUAUCAAUGCAUGAUGUAUACUAAAGAGUUGUUAAUUCUUCGCCCAUACUAGUUGGAGGAAAGAUUAAAGUAUAAUGUUUCAGUUACACA